This is a messenger RNA of Coffea arabica (coffee), 1519 nucleotides long. The record is from RefSeq and is a predicted model, not a curated record. NCBI's taxonomy places the organism in Eukaryota, Viridiplantae, Streptophyta, Magnoliopsida, Gentianales, Rubiaceae.
AACUCCCCGUGUCCUUGCAUUAUAUAACCACUUCAAAAGCAUAGUAAGAGAGAUUUAGUAUUAUUGUUUCCAUUUCUUUGACGUUGUUAUUAUAGUACUAUCCAUAAUUUUCCUGUAAGAGUACUACAGUGGUAGUAGUAUUGGUCAUCCAAUCUCUAAGCUAAGAAAAAGACCAGGAAUUUGAUCAUUAAUUCCUCAAAUGAGCAGACGAUUGGAAAUUCUUCUUUUGCCUCAGUAUUCUUUCAAAAAAUUGAGUUGAAAGCAAGAGGGAUUAUAGUCCUAUUUUCUCGGGGUUUGUUCUCAAGAAAUUAAGGCCGAUUCAACUUGUUGGAUCUUGUUCAUCACAUCCAUAGCUCAAUUUGAUCAAGAUUGCAAGGCUGGCUAACCGGUGGUGGGGUGGACAGGUGGGGUUGCCGGGGGUCGAACCGGCACCUUGUUCACCUGUGUCUUCGAAUAAACGCGGCCGGCCGGACUUAGCCAUCAUGAAUGAAAACAGCGGAAGCAAAGGCAGUGAAGAUGAAGAAAGAGACAACACUAGUGGUGAGCCAAGAGAGGGUGCUGUUGAAGUUGGAAAUCGAAGACCUAGAGGCCGACCUCCAGGAUCCAAGAACAAACCAAAGCCACCAAUCUUCGUCACGAGAGAUAGUCCAAAUGCACUUCGUAGCCAUGUCAUGGAAGUUGCCGGUGGCAGUGAUGUGGCCGAAAGCAUAGCACAAUUUGCCCGCAAACGCCAGCGUGGGGUUUGUGUGCUCAGUGGUAGUGGCUCAGUAGCUAAUGUUACCCUAAGGCAGCCCGCAGCACCCGGAGCAGUCGUAGCACUUCAUGGAAGAUUCGAAAUUCUGUCGCUGACCGGGGCUUUUUUGCCCGGUCCAGCUCCACCCGGAGCAACAGGACUGACAGUUUACUUGGCUGGUGGUCAAGGACAAGUUGUUGGUGGAAGUGUAGUUGGUUCUCUUGUGGCAGCAGGGCCAGUUUUAGUGAUUGCUGCUACUUUUGCUAACGCAACUUAUGAGAGAUUGCCUCUUGAAGAUGAUGAGGAUACAACUCCUGCUUGUGGUGGCGGUGGCGGUGGUGGUGGGCAGCCACAUCUUGGUGUUGGUGGUGGGGGUGCAGGAAAUUCACCUCCUGGAUUAGGGACUAGUGGAGGUGGUAGUGGUGGACAACAGCAGCAGCAGCAUGCCAUGCCUGAUCCUCCAUCCUUGCCUGCUUACAAUUUGACACCAAAUUUAUUACCGAAUGGAGGGCAGUUAAAUCAUGAUGCAUAUGGUUGGGCACAGUCCAGGGCACAGUAUAAUUGACAAAGUGAGGAGAAAAGAGAAAGGUAAUUUCAAGAAUGUUUAAUACUCCUAUAUAUGUAUGUUUAUUGAACUAUAACAGGAGGAUCUGGAGUGAUAUAUAUGUGUGUGUGUAGGCAGGGUGAAGUGAAUGAGGGAUAGGUAAUCUCUGUAUACAUUAUUAAACUUUUGAUCUUUUUCUUCCAUUGUGCUUGAAAUAAAAUAUGGUCCACUUUUUUUUUGAA